AGAUAGCAUCGCUUUGAAAGCGGGGUUAGUUGGCUGAUAAGCAAGAAUUGCUUGUGAUCACGAAGUUCAAGACUAGCAAGACGCGUCCGGGGAAGUAACUACUCAACAUUGGUCUUGUGACAGCGGGUGAUUAAUUGUUAAAUUGGUAGCAGGGAUUUUGUUGAUUGAAAGAGUGCAUUUUCCAGGAAGAGUCAAGCAAUCCUUGGUAGUAGCAGUGGUUGUGAUAGAAGAAAAGAAAUACCAAAAUGAAUCGCUUUCGGACUUCAAAAUUUAAGAACACGUCUGCAAGGGUCAGCAAGAAAGAGAAUUGGAUUGGUGAUAUCCGAGCUGGAUCUGCUGUUUCCUAUGGGAAUCUCAUCAAAUCUAGCUACCAUCGGAUUGCCUUCAGUACUGACUGUACAGGAAUUUUGGGAAUUUUACCUCUACAGACCACAGAUGGAAAGGCCGUCUCUCAUCUGCACUGCCAUGCAGAUGUGGUGACUGAUUUUGACUUCUCUCCAUUUGAUGAUUUCCUGCUGGCCACGUGUUCUGCAGAUGAGACUGUGAAACUUUGGCGUCUUCCAAAACUGGGGGAGGAUAUGACUUCCUCUGCAGAUAUUGUUUUGGGUCCAGAGGGGUGCCAUGUUGAAACUCUUAAAUUUCAUCCUGCAUGUGAUGGAGUACUUGCAUCUGCAAAUGGAAAAAUUGCAAAAAUUUGGAAUCUUAUUCAGAAGAAAACUUUUGCAGUAAUGGAAAACCAUGGUGAUCAGAUCCAGAGUGUGGCUUGGAAACAAGAUGGUUCCCUGCUGGGCACAUCCUGCAAGGAUAAGAAUUUGCGAAUCUUCGACCCAAGAACAGGACCUUCUGCUACACAGAGUACACAGGGUCAUGCAAAUAAUAAAGACUCCCGUUUGAUCUGGAUCAAUGACAGUGGAACCCUUUUGUCGAGUGGUUUCAGUCAGAUGAGGGAGCGUGAGGUGAAGUUAUGGGACAUGAGGUCGUUUAAGAGCUCCAUAUCCUCACUCAGUCUGGACACAUCGCAAGGGGUCAUCAUGCCUGUCUUUGAUGUGGAUACUGGAUUGCUCAUCUUAGCUGGAAAGGGGGAUAAUGUGCUAUACUGCAUUGAAGUGUGUGCAUCUCCACCUUCUCUUAGUCAAGUGAACCAGAUCCUGAUGGAGGGCAAGACCAGAGGCAUUGGUCUGAUUCCCAAACCAGCCAUUGAUGUGAUGUCUUGUGAAGUGCUACGGGCCCUUCAGCUCACAGAUACUUUCAUUGUUCCGAUCAGCUAUGAGGUACCAAGAAAGUCUCACCAGGAAUUCCACACAGACCUUUUCCCUGAUACAGCUGGAAACAUCCCAUCCAUGACAGCAGAGGAAUGGUGGAAUGGAGCCAACAAACAGGUGGAGAAAGUAACUUUGCACCCAGCAAGAAGUUCCAGGAAGCCAUAUAUCUCCAUCUGUGUCCCAAAACCUCAAGCAGAGGAGAAAAAGACAAAAACCUCCAUUAAACCAGAGACUAAGGAACUUCCUCUGGAAGCUAUCAGAACCACUGAGAGCAGCCCUUCCUCUCCAAGCAGUUCUGUAGUAUCACCAUCCACACCAUCCAGUCUUGUCCACUCAUUGUCUACAACAAGUGGCCUGUCCAGUGGUUUUGUCACAAGUUCAAGCCAAAAGUCACUACAGAGCAUUACAGGUCUUAGCUCAAAAUUCCGUCAUGUAGAAGGAAAGGUGCUGCAUCGUGACCUUCACAUAACCAACCUGAAAGGCCUAAACCUGACAGUACCAGGCGAGAGUGAUGGUUUCUGCGUAAAUCAAGAGAGGGUGGCUGUACCAUUAGCAGCUGCAGGUGGACAGAUUGCUGUUCUGGAGAUUUCCAAGCCAGGCCGCCUUCCAGAUGCAUCUUUACCAACUAUCCAGAAUGGAGGAGCAGUAGCUGAUCUCAGCUGGGAUCCCUUUGAUAAUUAUCGUUUGGCAGUCGCUGGUGAAGAUGCUAAAAUCCGCAUUUGGAAGGUUCCUGUAGGAGGGCUGACAGAGACCAUAGCUGAACCAAAGAUGAUUCUUCGAGGUCACACUGAAAAAAUCUACUCCAUAAAAUUUCAUCCCCUGGCCUCUGAUAUCCUGGCUUCAACUUCCUACGAUAUGUCAGUUAGGAUAUGGAACCUUUGCUCGGGAUCACAAGAGCAGCUUCUCCUUGGGCACAAAGACCAGAUAUUUGGCCUGGCUUGGAGUCCAGAUGGGCAGCACCUUGCAACAGUCAGCAAAGAUGGAAAGGUUCGGAUCUAUAACCCACGGCAAUCUGCAGAGCCAGUACAGGAAGGACCAGGACCAGAAGGAAGCAGAGGUGCCCGCUUGGUCUGGGUGUGUGAUGGCAAGUUCUUGUUGGUUUCUGGAUUUAACAGCCGUAGUGAACGCCAACUUUACCUCUAUGGUACUGACUCUCUUUCUUCUGGGCCUGUUUCUACAAUCAGCAAUGAUGUAUCCCCCUCCACUCUUAUUCCAUUUUAUGAUGAGGAUACCAGCACUGUUUUCUUAACUGGAAAAGGUGACACAAGAGUUUACGUCUAUGAAAUUUUGUCAGAACCCCCCUACUUCUUGGAAUGCAACAGUUUCAGUUCAGCUGAUCCACACAAGGGGCUUGCUUUCUUGCCCAAAACAGAAUGCAAUGUACGUGAUGUUGAAUUUGCUAAGGCACUGAGGCUGGGAAGCAACACUUUGGAGCCAGUCAUCUUUCGAGUCCCUCGAGUGAAGAAAGAAUAUUUCCAAGAUGACAUCUUCCCUGACACAGCUGUCUGGUGGAAACCUGCACUCACUGGCAAAGCAUGGCUCUCUGGAUCCAGUGGCAAACAUCAGAAGAUCAGCCUUCAGCCCAAAGAUAUGACACCAGUAAGUUUGGCACCAAAAGAAGUAAUUGUUCGGAAGUACGCACCCUCUUCUGUCUACCUGGAAGAAAAGACGGAUGAACAGAAAAAAGAGGAGCUCCUGAGUGCGAUGGUGUCAAAGCUAGGGAAUCUAGAUGACCCCCUGCCGCAGGAUGCCUUUGAGGGUGUGGAUGAAGAAGAAUGGGAUGACUGAAGUUGGAUUUGAUAUCUGACUUGGUCGCUCUACCUGAGACCAAUACCAUUUUCAAGAUCUCCCCGAAGAAUCAUUCAAAAAGCAAAAUACCUCUGAUUUAUCCGAGUGGCAUUACUGAUAACUGGAAAAUAAUGGAGCUGUGUUACAGGAAUUGCUACAUGCUUUUACAACAAACUGCUGUAAUUUAUGCCAGACUUUCUCUUUUCUUUUUGAACAACUGUAUUGAUUAGAGCCAGUGCAUGAAUGCUUUAUGCAUUCAACAGACAGCAGAGCUGUAUUGUGCAGACAUUUGGUUUUAGUAGAUUACACAUAUGUUCAAAGAACAGUUUCAUCAAGGAAUCAUCAGUUAAGCCCUUACUAAUAGUUACAAUCUACAAGCUUGUUAGCUCAGUGCAUCAGAACCCCAUUCACAGACAUAUGGGGUUUGGAUUGUGUUCCUUCACCUCCUUGGCCAGAACUCGUAAGUGGCCGGUACAUUGCUUGACAUUAGUUUAUAUAAACAUUCAAAGAAGACUGCAGAAUUAUCUUCUGUCAGAUUUUUUUCCCCACAACGUUGUUUUCAUUUCCACAAGGUUGUGUAAAAAAAAAUUGAACUUUUCCAACAUUUUUGAAUUUUAUAUUGCAUCAUUACUUGAUAAGAUGUAUUCAAAGACUACAACCAGUGUGUCAAGUUGACUUUACCAAAUGCAUAUAACAGUAGGGAAAAAUAAAUAUUGAAAGUACUUUUACAAACUGCACUAUAUUCUAUCGCAAAUGGUUACAACUACAUACAUAAAACUACACUUGUUAAGCACUUUUGUAACAAUUUACAGUUUGGGAAACUGCCAGACAUUAUAUUAGGACUUCUUUUGUGACCGAAUAUCAGUGUGUUUUAUGCCAUACAGCUGGUGGAAGAACUUACAAUGGUAUUUGGUAGUUUUUUUUUUCUAUAGUUAAUGACACCUUCAUUUUUCUUCAGCUGUUUCUUUGACUCUCAAUAGGUGUCCAAUGUGCCAUAGUUUUUAUCAUCAAAUUUAAAUUGUCUAGCUGCUGUUGUGGGUGAGCUACAUGAAUAAAGUGUUAGAAAUGUAUGCAGAUUCUCAUCAGUUUCAGGAUUUUCAGGCUCUGUACCAAUCAUCCAAUUAUAGUAAAUGUGGUACUUUUAUGAAGUCUUAUAUCACACCGUAAGCACAGAACACUUCAAUGUCUUUAACUGUAAUAUUAGACUGAGUUACAGACAACAGAAUGUGGGAAAUUUGAUGAAAACAUUAGUUUUAUGUAAACAUUCACACAAAUAUAGUGAAUCUGGACUACGUGGCUUAGCUGCGUUACAAAUGAAUCCUUAACGUUUCUGUAUACCACUUCUUUUCCAGUGCACUCCAUCUGUUCCAUUCAGACUAGAUUUGAAAUGAAUCCUUGUCUGCAGCUCUUGCCUCUGAGCUUUAGUAAACUGGAUCUUUCACUUUGCUUUCUCCAGCAAGUCUAGAGGACAGCAUUUUUUUGUAUUUGAUGUACUAAUCUUAAUAAAACAAAUGUUGAACAUAA
This is a messenger RNA of Protopterus annectens (West African lungfish), 4574 nucleotides long. Its product is annotated as coronin-7-like. The transcript has 28 exons. Gene Ontology annotation, molecular function: protein binding. The record is from RefSeq and is a predicted model, not a curated record. Lineage: Eukaryota; Metazoa; Chordata; Ceratodontiformes; Protopteridae. The coding region runs from base 246 to 3050 and encodes 934 amino acids.